Molecule: messenger RNA, 1110 nt
Organism: Gloeophyllum trabeum ATCC 11539
Lineage: Eukaryota; Fungi; Basidiomycota; Agaricomycetes; Gloeophyllales; Gloeophyllaceae
Exons: 5
Coding region: 1-1110 (369 amino acids)
Source: RefSeq, a predicted model, not a curated record
AUGGUCGAUCCUCUUCCUUUUGUCUGUGUCUUCAGUGAUCAUCGCAAGGACGAUACCAAGUUUUGGACUUGGGCCCCCGGCCGGGAAGAACCACAGCCUCAGUUACUCGACUGGAACUUCAAAGUACCCAAAUUGCUUUCAGCAUUGCACGAGACCUUCAAGGUUCCACCCAUAAGUUUCGCCCCCUUUCCCGCAGGAGAUUCAAAUGAUUUCCUUGUCACGUUUAUCGAUAGACGUGAAUAUCUUGUAAAGUUACGGGGUAAUGAUAGCGGCGUCUCCGGCAGCAGUGAAUACGACAUCGGUUGUGAGCAAGCGACCAUCUCAAUUGUACGAAGAUACACAACCAUUCCAGUGCGCUCGCCCGUCGGCUACAAUCCGGAUCUUCAAGGUGUCUUAAGCACGCCUAUUUCAAUCCAGGAGCAUCUUCCGACGGCCAUUCCCUUACAUCAGAUGUGGCCGCGCAUGAGCCCAGCACAGCGUGAAGCGACCAUCGUGUCUAUUGGGAAUAUCUGGGCCCAACUGCUGACUGUGCGGUACAAGACCAUAGGCAGACUCUCGACAAGCCCUAGCGGGGACGUCCGCGUCGGCCCCGUACGUGUCGGAACCAGCAAAGGGGAACGCGGCCCUUUCCGUACAGUUAGAGAGUGGCUAGUCGCUUUGGCGCUGCGAGAGCUUCUCCCGGAAUCGGAGGCUGGAAUGACGCCGGAGCAAGAGCAACAUAUGGGCGUCGUUGCGGAAAGGCUGUCGAAAGGCUCUCCUAUACUGGAUCGUGGCGGGAUUGUGUUAUCCAACCUGAAAUCCUGCGUCAUAAACCACACCAAGCUGGACGCACAUCACCUUCUGGUCGACACCGCCGAUCCCACUGAGAUCCUGGCCGUUGUAGGCUGGCAGCACGCCUAUGUUGUGCCCUUGUUCUCUGUGGUGUUGCCCCCUCUCGAGCUGCCAGGAUGUGACACCCCGACGACGACCAGGUACUCUCAUCUCAUGCUCAGGCAAAUCAUGGAGAAGAUUCCUGCCUGGGCCCUCAUGAACAGCGAGGAAGCCAGGGAGCUCCGUGACUUGUAUCAGCUUGCAAAGCAUAGCCAUGACCGGAGCUCAAAAGGUUAUUGA